This is a messenger RNA of Cicer arietinum (chickpea), 1329 nucleotides long. Its product is annotated as probable carboxylesterase 18. Gene Ontology annotation, biological process: pollen tube growth. Lineage: Eukaryota; Viridiplantae; Streptophyta; Magnoliopsida; Fabales; Fabaceae. The record is from RefSeq and is a predicted model, not a curated record. Gene Ontology annotation, molecular function: carboxylic ester hydrolase activity.
UCAACUUUCAUCAAACACUUCACUGAAUCAAUCACGGAACUUCAUAACGACAAUGUCGUCUACAGAUAAACCCAAACUCAAUCUUCCUUUGAAAAUCCGCGUUACUCUUUCGCUCAUUUCCGCUAUAACCAACGCUUCACGUCGUCCUAACGGCACCGUUAACCGUACUCUCUUUAACUUCUUCGAUCGCAAAUGCUCACCUAAUGCUACUCCCGUUAACGGCGUUUCCACCAAAGACGUAACCGUUAACGCUGAACAUAACGUCUGGUUCCGUCUCUUCACUCCCACAGACGAUGUAACUGUCACCGGAGGCGACACCGACACUAAAUCCGCAUCACUUCCCGUCGUUGUUUUCUUCCACGGUGGUGGUUUCACGUUUCUUUCUCCAUCUUCACUCGCAUUCGACGCCUUUUGCCGGAAACUCUGCCGUGAAAUCCCCGCCGUCGUUGUCUCCGUGAACUAUCGUCUCUCACCGGAGCAUCGCUACCCGGCGCAAUACGACGACGGAGAAGCCGUACUGAAAUUUCUCGACGAGGAUAAAACCGUUUUACCGAAAAAUGCUGACGUGGCAAAAUGUUUCCUCGCUGGAGACAGCGCGGGUGGAAAUUUGGCACACAACGUUGCGGUUCGGGUAUGCAAAGAAGGACUCCGGAAAAUUCGGAUCGUCGGGUUGAUUGCGCUCCAGCCGUUUUUUGGCGGGGAGGAGCAGACUGAGUCGGAGAUUCGUCUCGAAGGAGCACCGUUGGUUUCGACGAGUAGAACAAAUUGGUUAUGGAAGGCGUUUUUGCCUGAGGGAUCGAAUCGAGAUCAUGGAGUGGCUAAUGUUAGCGGGCCGAACGGAGAGGAUUUGUCGGGUUUGGAUUAUCCGGAUACACUUGUUUUUGUGGGCGGGUUUGACCCGUUAAUUGAUUGGCAAAAAAGGUAUUAUGAUUGGUUGAGAAAAAACGGAAAAAAUGCUCAACUAACCGAAUAUCCAAACAUGUUUCACGGUUUUUAUGUUUUCCCUGAGCUUCCCGAGUCUUUUCAACUUGUUUUGGAAGUUAAAGAUUUCAUCAACAAGAAUAGAGUUUCAAAUUAGCUAAUGUUAGGUGGAAUAGCUUAACAUGGUAUUAUUAUUAUUAUUAAAUAAAUUGAUUAAAUGUAAUUAAUCUAUAGAUAUUGUGUCGGUGUACUGUACUUUCGCUUAGAAAUAUCAAUGCUAUAAAGCUUGCUACUUACAUAGGUUGUAAAGUUGGUACAUGAUGCUAUCACUAGUAUCAUAUUUAAGAUAAUGCUGAUAGAUGUAUGAGUUUUUAAUUUUCACUAUUUAAACCUGAUUAUGCUCCAAAA